This is a messenger RNA of Saccostrea cuccullata (small rock oyster), 1782 nucleotides long. RefSeq lists its product as uncharacterized. The record is from RefSeq and is a predicted model, not a curated record. The coding region runs from base 1 to 1782 and encodes 593 amino acids. Lineage: Eukaryota; Metazoa; Mollusca; Bivalvia; Ostreida; Ostreidae. The transcript is spliced from 3 exons.
AUGGACUCCAUUAGCACUUCACAAAUAAAGACAGCCCUACAACAUAUGUCUGAGUCAGUGUUCAUGGGACUUUGUGUUAAACUUGGGACCUCACAGGUGGUGGCCAUAAGAAGAGACGCUAUGGACAUCAGUGAGAUGCUUGAAAAUCAAAUAAGAACAAGUGAUGACGUCAGUAUGAUGUGGAGUGGAAGUCUUAGAGAAGGAUUCAGACAGGAAGAAUCAGAUGCAGACUUAAUGUCGUGGCGAAAUAAUCACCGUGUGAUCUGGGAAUCAUCUCAGUCUCAGUAUUACAGCACACACAGACAAACACUGAUCCUCUGUGACUCUUCUGAUAGUCAUCCAGGAUACACUUUGUUGUCUUUACUGUCACCAAGCAUAUAUCAAAUAAUCCAGACAGCUUGUAUUAGAAUAAAUAACAGGGUUUAUAUCUCCAGUUCAGAAUACAGAAAGACUCGUUGUUCUGCAAGUUUACCUGACUCCAUUCCACAUGGACCCUGUGCCAGUGGAAUACUUGAAACAAUAGAAUAUGAUUUAGCCGACUGUUUCGUUUGUGACUUUUGGCCUCCAUCUGCCUCCUCAUGGAUAGGCAGAUGUCACUCAUGGCCCCAGCCACAUAUUGUUGAUGACAUAGUAAAUCAAAAAAUAAUUAACAAUAGAAUUUGUGAUGAUGAUAAAUUACUGUGUUCCUAUCACAUGAAGACAGCAGUUUUCUGGGUGAUUCAAAAGAAUACGUUACAACCAUGGUGUCCACAAAAUCUCUUGGAGUGUUUCUGGGUUUGUUUUAAACUAGUUGUGAAGUGGGUGUAUGAUGGAGUCUGUCCUAACUUUUUCAUUCCCCAAAAUAACAUGUUUCUUAGUAAAAUCCAUGGUGAAGCACAGCAUAAGCUAUUCAUGAGUCUGUAUGGGUUGUACAAGAAAGGUUUAGCAUUCCUGCUACACAGUCCCUCCAUUAGGUCUUGUAUCAUAAAUGUCCUUCACAACCCAAGACUCUCCAUUUGUACCGAUGAACAUACUUUGAUUUCCGAGGCUGAGUUUGAUACAGAGCUAUUGAAGGAGAUACACGAAUAUGGAAAUGUUCCCACAUGGAACAUACACACCUGUAUGACAUUUCUACAUAGAAUAGAACAGAUGAUAAUCUCACCUCUCCUAACACAGUAUCAAGUUGUGAUGCUACAGAAACUUACAGCUGAGGUCCUUCAGAGGACUGCUUUUAUACUACACAUGGAGAUUUAUUUAAGUGAAAAUAAACAGAGGUAUAGAAUUGAUAAAAUCUCCUGUCACAUGCUGAAAUUAGCAGCCAAGUUUGGUUGCAUUUCUGACAUGUCAUUCCUAGCCAUGUAUUAUUACAAGACAAGUAGAUACAUGGAAUCUUUAUCUAUUAUAGAAAUGAUCAAGGUCAAAAUUGCGCAGCCAUAUGUGAUCUGUAGGUAUGAUAUAGAUGCAGAAAUGUACAUUGAGGCGGUAGGGGGACAGUCCUGGUCUACAAAGAUGAGACAGGCUGUAGCUUGGCAAAUUGAACUUGACAAUCAAAUCCAUUACAUCAGUGAAUUAAUACCAUUACAAAUGUCUCGUCUGCAGAACAGAAUACCAAUAUUAGCUAUACGUGUGCCACCAUUUUUACUGAUAUCAGUGCUAGAGAUCUUGUGCUACAGACAUAUAGACACAAUAAAAGCACAAACAGCUCUAGAUGAUCUACAGACCCUUGUUCACUAUCAACAGGCACAGUGUAUAGAUUAUUAUAACAGAGAUUUAUUAAAGCAGAUUCUGGGGAUCUGUCAAUAG